AUAGACACGAAAAUAUUUUAACUGUCAUAGAAAAAAAAAUGUGAAAAAAAAAAUUUCGAUAAAUUUGAAGUAUUUGUUUUUUUUUUUUUUGAGAAGAUUUCUAGUGUACAAAGAAUAAUGUUUUGAUAAUUGAUAAGUAUUUAUGAUAUAUAAUGGCUAAUAAAACAGCAAAAUUUGAAAAACUAGUCGUGUGUGCCCUGAAAAAGUUGCAAGAUCUCCAAGGAUCCUCGCCAAAAGAAAUAACAGACUAUUUAUCGCAAGAGUAUGACGUACCGUCUAAAGAAAUAAGAAAACAAGUUCGUUUAGCACUUCGUCGUGGUGUUUCUUAUGGAAUAUUACAGCGAAAUAGCGGGGGAACUUAUGUAUGCAAUAAAGAGUUUAUAAAAGAUCCUAACAGCACUGAAGUGACAGAACCGUGUCCUUGGAUGAAAUUCGGUCGGAAAUCAAAAUCCUCUGGCAAAAGCUCUGGUCGGAAGGGCCGGAAAAAGUCUAAAUCUAAAUCUAAAUCCAGAUCCAAAAAAUCGCGGUCCAAAAAAGGCCGCAGGCGCGGGAAGAAGGCGAAAAAAGGGAAAAGUCUUAAAGGUCACAAAGCUCGGAAGACUAAGAAAGGCAGAAAAAAGUCAGAAAGCUGUUUAGUUUACCUACGAGUCGACAAAAAUAAAUUAGCCCGUAAAAAAAGUAAAACAAAAAAACGGAGUCGUAGUCAAAAAAGAAAAUCUCCAGGUUGUUGAUAUUUUUUUGAUACUUUUUAUUAUUUUUUGGAUAAAUAUUAACUAUAUAAAAUUAAUACGGCCCUGUGGUGGCCUUGCUGCCUAAUGAUAGUCUUGUUAAUAAUGCGUUUUGUAGAUGCGUACUUUUUAUAUACAAAUAUAUACACAUAUACAAAAUAAAAUAAUUAUGU
Molecule: messenger RNA, 901 nt
Organism: Microplitis mediator
Lineage: Eukaryota; Metazoa; Arthropoda; Insecta; Hymenoptera; Braconidae
Product: splicing factor, arginine/serine-rich 19-like
Exons: 2
Coding region: 153-731 (192 amino acids)
Biological process (GO): nucleosome assembly
Cellular component (GO): nucleosome
Molecular function (GO): DNA binding
Source: RefSeq, a predicted model, not a curated record